AAUAUGAAUUCACAUGUUCAACACAUAUCCAGCACAUUUAUUUAAAAAGAAGGAAGGAAGAUACAAUGUAGUGCAGCGUGAAACUGAAAAAAAACCCAAACUGGCUGUUCUCUGUUGUCUCCUGGCCAGAAGCUGCUAAGCACCUCCACAGUGAUCUUCUAAGAUUUGAUCAAACCACGUCAGGUGAGAACAGUGACACCAGCUCAUAUGACCUUAUUCAAUUUAGCUCCACUUACCGUAUGAGUAACAGUCACUGACCCAAGGAAACAGCAGUGCUGCUAGACUAAAAACAUUGCUGGAAAGUGCGUGUGUUCAUGUGUUUGUGUGAGUGUAUUUGAUAAAGCCUCCCAAUCACAAUAAAAUAGGUCAAAGCACAUCAAAAAGCCCCUUCCUCAUCCUCCUUCAUUAAUGGCAGUGGCUAUAGCCGUCUAGAGUAAACAUUGUAAUUGCCCUGGAUACACUCUGCUUCAAGGCAUUAGUGGGAUAAGUUAAUUUAGUUGGGAAAUGGUCAUCUACCACCCAGACUGACCUCAGUGUGGUCGCUAAGAUACUACAGAAGACGCCUCCAAAACACUGAGCUGCAUUUCAAAUGUGUCAUUCAUGCAACUCACAACAUUACAGGCAAACACAUUAUGUAAUAAAGAGAAUUGUUAAUAGUUUGUAGGAGGGUAUUUUUGUGAGAGCAGUCAUGAUUAUGUCAGUUGCCCUGGUUUCUUUAUGUAAAUGCUUCAAACUGAGUGUCUUUGAGACAGGGGAUUGACAUCUUUUAAACACAGUCCACCUAAUAAGAAAAUGAAAAGAACAGUAAGAAAUUUAAAUCUAAAUAGAUUUAAAUCUGAAUAACUGAGCACUUAAAUACUUUCACUCUCCCUACAUAUUGACAUAAUGUUAUGCAAGUAUCUCAUCAUGCAAUAACAAAGCACAACAAACAGUAGUUUCCUCCAGUAAAAGGUUCUGUAGGCCUGCUAUAAAUAAAGAGGUAGUGAAAAGAGGAUGUACAUAGAUAAAAAUGUGAUUGGUCUGAGAAUUGCUUUCGUUUCCACAUCUGUAUCCUCUCAGCACUGUUACUUACCGUAACAUGAGCAGAGGUUGUAUUGGAAAAACAAAUGAGAAGAACAGAAGCAGACCCUAUGGCUUUUAAGUUAUUUUGAACCUCUGCAACUGAGAUAUUUUUGUAGAUUUAAAAACUGCGCACAAAUAGCUUUAACUACUUAUUUAGACUGUCCACUUGGAGUGUAUUCAAAUUGAUGGACUGCAACAUAUCAACUAAUUAAAAACUCAAUACUCAAGUCAAUAACUUAUUAAGCUGCAGUGCUUCCGCUGAAAAAUCCAUCUGACCUCAGUACAGGCAAACAAUGAGGCCUGUGACUGCUGCUCUCUGGGCGGCAGCCAUGUUGGUGGGACUCCAGCUGAGUGCUUCAUCCCCUGACAACAUUGUAGACUGCUCAUCCAAAAACCUCUCCUCUGUCCCAAGAGACCUGCCGCGGACGGUUGAGUUUUUAGACCUUUCAUGCAACCACAUACAGCAACUUCAUCGAGGAGACUUCAAAAACACCACUCUCCUGAGGUUCCUCAACAUUUCAUGGAAUAAUUUGGAGGAGAUCGAUCCAGGGACGUUCCUCGACACGCCACUCCUGGAGGAUCUAGACCUGUCACACAACCGGCUGAAGAACCUGUCGGGUCAGCGGUACCUGCUCCACACAGAGAACCUUCUGGCACUAAAGUUGAACUGCAACAAGUUUCUCACAAUGACACUGGGGGGUGAGUUCAGGUCCCUGGUAAAACUAGAGCAAUUAGCACUUGGUGCAAAAAACAUCAGUAUGGGCGAUUUCAAGAACGUUGCUCAAGUGAAACUACGUACACUUACCCUUUUCCUGGAGGAUGAACUGUGUUAUGAAGCAGGUAGCCUGAAGGAUGUUCAUGCUCAAAGGCUUCAGAUAGCCUUCACUAGUAAUCAAAUAAUAGACCAUGAUCUGCUUGCUGAUGAUCUGUCACUCUUUGUUGAAGUGGAGUUGAUGAAUAUGACUGGAGGCUACAAAGACUUAAGCGAGCAGUUGAGAAAGAUUGCAGAAAUCCACACAUCUCAUCUUUAUCUCACCAAAAUAUCAAUCGACUGGCCAGACUUAACUCACUUUGUAAAUGUGGUUCUGUGUACAUCUAUUACCCAUCUGAGCGCCUCUGAUGUGGUCAUACACAAGUUGCCUAGAAAAGACACUGAUGUGGCCAAGACAUCUAAAAUGAAGUCCUUCACAGCCAGAAGGGCAGUGGUGACAUCUUUCUUCUUUUCACAGAAGUCUGUAUACAACUUUUUUAUCAACAUGCCAGUAGAGAGUGUAGCGAUCAUUGAGACUCCAAUCAUACACAUGACAUGCCCAAAGUCGCAGAGUCCUAUCCUCCAGCUGGACUUCUCAUUUUGUGCUCUCUCUGACUCCAUCUUCUCCAGAGUGGAGGGUCAGAAGACUGUUGAAUGUGAGAAUCUGGAUAACGUGAGGAAAUUGACUCUGGUAGGCAACAAUCUUAAGAGGCUCCAGUUGCUGAGCAAACGUAUACAAUACAUGAAGUCCCUGAAACAUCUGGACCUCAGCCUCAACUCCCUGGUUUAUGAUGGUGUGGAAGAUUGUGUCUGGCCACCAAACAUCAUUAAUAUGACUCUGUCUUCUAAUGGACUGACAGACUCAGUUUUUAAAUGUCUACCGAAAGGAAUGGAGACACUGGACCUCGAGAACAACCAGGUUUCUAUAGUACCAUCAUCUAUCUUGAAACUGGAAAACCUUUCAUCUCUGAAUCUAAAUGCCAACAGGCUGCGGGACCUGCCAGUAUGUAACAGUUUCCCCCAACUGAAUGAGCUUCUGCUCAAGUCAAAUUCCCUCCAUGCCCCGUCAGUGAACAAGCUGGAAAGCUGCCCCAAACUGAAAACCCUGGAUGUCAGUUACAACCCCUUCACCUGCACCUGCGCUCUGAGGAGUUUAAUAAGUCUUGGCAUCGAGUCUGAAAAGGAAAGUCUCACAGGAAUUAAACUGUUGAGCUGGCCAUUGGACUAUUACUGCACCUACCCUGAGGCCUUUAGAGACUCCACCUUGAAAGACAUCUGGAUCUCAGAGGUCUCCUGUAAUGUUGGCCUUCUAGCUGCCACCAUCUUGUGCCCAGCAGUGAUGGUGAUUAUCACAGUUGUGACCCUGUGCCAUUGUUUGGAUGUUCCCUGGUAUAUGGACAUGAUCUGGCAGUGGACCAGAGCCAAACAUCGUGCCAGAACGCGACAAGUUCGAACUGAAGAUCUGGUGGGUGUCGAGUUUCAUGCUUUUGUGUCUUACAGCCAGCAUGACGCAGACUGGGUGCACAAUUCCCUCCUCCCCAACCUUGAAGGCCCUGCAGGAGGGCUCCGAAUCUGCCAUCAUGAGAAAAACUUUGUGCCGGGAAAGACAAUAAUCGAGAACAUCAUCACAUGUGUGGAGAAAAGCCGACGCUCUGUGUUUGUGCUCUCUGCUCACUUCGUCAAGAGCGAGUGGUGCCAUUACGAGCUGUACUUCGCCAGCCACCAACGCCUUGCUCAGGGCUCGGACAGCGUUGUGCUGGUGCUGCUUGAGCCUCUGCCUCAAUACCUGAUCCCAUCCAAGUACUACCAGCUGAAGUCCAUGAUGGGCCGGCACACAUAUUUGGAGUGGCCUCAGGACAGGGCCAAGCACAGGCUGUUCUGGGCUAACCUCAGAGCUGCCCUACAGGCGGACCUGCCAAAUGCUCCAGUCGCAGAACUAGAGCAGUGAUUGCGGAAGGCAGACUUAAAGAGGAAGAGGAAGUGUGUACUGGACUGACGGGAAAGCUGUAGGAGUAAAAACAUGUGGGUGCUCUGGGGAUAAAAAGAAGUGUGUUUCUAGUAUUCUUUGACAUGAGCAUACUUUCUUAAGCUACAGUAUCUAAUUUUUUUUCUUGUACUAUGCGCUGAAAAUGAACUGAUUGCUCUUAUAAGGUUGUAAUAAAUCAUAUAACAGGUCAACUUCUCUUUAAAUCAUUUAGAGAACAUUCAAUGGAAACGUUUAUAUAAACUAACAAUUUGAUCAAAUGUGUAACAAAAACAAUAAACUUUACUCAAGAAUAUCAAAAAUGCA
This is a messenger RNA of Siniperca chuatsi (mandarin fish), 4103 nucleotides long. It is a transcript of the gene tlr1, whose product is annotated as toll-like receptor 1. Lineage: Eukaryota; Metazoa; Chordata; Actinopteri; Centrarchiformes; Sinipercidae. Gene Ontology annotation, biological process: inflammatory response; toll-like receptor signaling pathway; immune response. Gene Ontology annotation, cellular component: membrane. Gene Ontology annotation, molecular function: protein binding; transmembrane signaling receptor activity. The transcript is spliced from 2 exons. The coding region runs from base 1356 to 3761 and encodes 801 amino acids. The record is from RefSeq and is a predicted model, not a curated record.